This is a messenger RNA of Gossypium raimondii (Peruvian cotton), 3447 nucleotides long. Its product is annotated as protein PHOX1. Bases 594 to 2879 code for a protein of 761 amino acids. Gene Ontology annotation, molecular function: protein binding. The record is from RefSeq and is a predicted model, not a curated record. The transcript has 3 exons. Lineage: Eukaryota; Viridiplantae; Streptophyta; Magnoliopsida; Malvales; Malvaceae.
CUUUUCUUACGUAUUCUCCCUGCAACACACACAUAUUCCAUUUUCUCACAAAAACAUUAUCUUUUUCAAUUUUCCUGGAAAAGUUCCACACCUCAUUUCCCCUACAUAAAUAAUCCCUUGCCUUCUAAUUUCCUUCUUUAUUUUUGGUUUUGCAUCAAGGUCUUAUCUUUCUAGCUGAAACUGAGCCUGCCUAUUAUUCUGUUUCUCUCUCAACUGGGAUUUCUUAAUACUUCGUUAAGGGCUGACAGCUUCUAGUUUUGAGGUGGUAAAGAUAAUAUAUAUUUUUUCUAUUCCCAUUUUGGUAUCUGGGUUUUAAUUCUUUUUAGGUGUCUAAGAGCUUUUGUUUUGGUGUGCUUGUCAUAUCUGCUGUAUUUGAACUGGUUUUUGAAUCUUUAUUCAUAUUAAAAGUUGUAAAAAGUUUUUAAGUGUUUUAAGGUCUUUUUGGUGGUGGGAGGUUGCUUGUGGUUUUAGCUACUGGGGUUGAGCUUUUUUAAACUUGUGUAAGAAGUUAGUUCAGGACCAGGGUAGGGAUUUGUUUUCUUGGUCAGGGUUUCUGGAUUGAGUCACGUAAUAUAGUUGGGGUUGGAUUUGCAAUGGGGAAGCAUAGUGGAAAGCACAAGAAGCAAAUAGGGGAUAAUAAUGUGAAGCAAAAGAAAGUUGGAGACAAUAGUUCGAAAUCAUAUGAUUCAGACACGGCAGUUUUCAUUGCCAUGUCUCAAGAACUGAAAGAAGAGGGGAACAAACUGUUUCAGAAAAGGGACCAUGAAGGAGCAAUGUUGACAUAUGAGAAGGCUCUCAAAUUGCUUCCAAAGAAUCACAUAGAUGUAUGCCAUCUUAGGACUAAUAUUGCUGCAUGUUAUAUGCAGAUGGGAUUAAGUGAGUACCCCAAGGCUAUCCAUGAGUGUGAUUUGGCAUUAGAGGUUACUCCCAAGUAUAGCAAGGCACUUGUAAAGAGAGCCAGGUGUUACGAAUCUUUGAAUAGGCUGGAAUUAGCUCUCAGAGAUGUUAAUACAGUUCUUAACAUGGAGCCUAAUAAUGUCAUGGCAUUAGAGAUUUCAGAAAGGGUAAGAAGCUCACUUGAGAAAGAAGGUUUACCUGUUGAAUUGCCUCUAGAGUCCGUUGAACCUCCAAGUACUUCGAAAACUCCGAAAGUUGUCAAAGAGAAAACCAAGAAGAAGAUCAGCAAAGCUAAAGAAUCUGUUGAACGUCCAAAGGGUUCAUUAAUUUCGGAAGUUGUCCAAGAGAAAACAGAGAAGAAGAACAAGAAAAAGAUCAGUAAAGCUGAAGAAUCUGUUGAACCUCCAAGGGAUUCACAAAUUCCGGAAGUUGUCGAAGAGAAAACCGAGAAGAAGAACAAGAAGAAGAUCAGUAAAGCUAAAGAUAACAAGGCUGCGGAUCGAAUUGAGGAGAAGGAGGUUGAUGGAAAUGUAGAGGAAAAGAAGGCUGAGGAUAAACUGGUUAUAGAGGAGAAAAUUAGCAGUAAAGCGGAAGAACCAAAGAAGACUGUCAAGUUGAUUUUGGGUGAAGAUAUAAGAUGCGCUCAGUUACCACUUAAUUGCAGCCUUCUGGAACUAAGGGAAGUAAUUCAUGAUCGAUUUCCUAGUUUGAGAGCAGUUCUUGUCAAAUACAGAGAUGAAGAAGGUGAUUUAGUCACAAUCACCAGUGAUGAAGAGUUGAAAUUGGCUGAAAUAUCAGCAGAAUCCCAGGGUUCUGUGAGGCUGUAUGUUGUAGAAGUCAAUCCUGAGCAGGAUCCACUCUUCGAGAGAUUUAAGCAUGAGGAAGUUCACAUUCUUGACAUCAAACAAGGUAAGGCAACUGAAAAUGGCCAUGCCAGAAAAGUUGUGGAAACCAGAAAAGAAUCGUGUUGCAUUGAUGACUGGAUAAUUGAGUUUGCUCAACUAUUCAAGAACUAUGUUGGGUUUGAUUUAGACGCAUACUUGAAUCUCCAUGAGCUUGGUAUGAAGCAAUAUUCUGAGGCCAUGGAGGACAUAGUUACAAGUGAAGAGGCACAGGAUCUUUUCGACAUGGCAGCUGAGAAAUUCCAAGAGAUGACAGCAUUAGCAUUGUUCAACUGGGGAAAUGUUCACAUGUCCAGGGCAAGGAAGAGGGUAUACUUCCCUGAAGAUGGUUCGAGAGAAUCUGUACUUAAGCCGAUCAAAACAACCUAUGAUUAUGCACAAUUAGAAUAUAGCAAAGCUGGUAAGAGAUAUGAGGAAGCACUGAGAAUCAAGCCAGAUUUCUAUGAAGCUCAUCUAGCUCUAGCACAACAACAGUUUGAGCAGGCAAAACUUUCUUGGUAUUAUGCAAUUGGCAACAAUGUUGAUAUGGAAACAUGGCCUUCUGAGAAGGUCUUGCACCUUUAUAACAAUGCCGAGGAAAAUAUGGAGAAGGGUAUGCAGAUGUGGGAAGAGUUAGAACAGCAGCGCCUGCUUGAGCUUUCUGAUUUGAAGGAUGAACAAAAGCAGUUGAAGAAAAUGGGAUUGGAUGGUUUACUGAAAGAUAUAACAGCAGAUGAAGCAGCAGAGCAGGCAAUCAACAUGAGUGCUCUGAUAAACAUUUUAUGGGGCACCAUACUUUACGAACGUUCGAACAUGGAAUUUAAACUAGGGCUACCUGUCUGGCAUGAAUGUUUGGAGGUUGCUGUUGAGAAGUUUGAGCAUGCUGGAGCUUCUCCCACUGAUGUAGCUGUUAUGGUAAAGAACCACUGUUCAAAUAACAUUGCUUUGGAAGGUUUAGGGUUUAAGAUUGACGAGAUAAUACAGGCAUGGAAUGAGAUGUAUGAAGCUAAAAAGUGGCAGAGCAAGAUUCCAUUAUGGCGACUAGAACCAUUACUUAGACGGCGAGUUUCCAAAAUUUAUCAUGCACUGGAGCAUGCAUAAGUUCCGUACUGUUUUGAUUGGGAUUUACAGGAGAACGUUUGGUCAAAAGACCAUUGUUAAAUGCUUCAUAUUAUCUGAAGUGAUAUGAAGUACUGCAUUAAAGUUAGGUUUUCUUGCCAUUAUCUUUUACAUCAAGUAUCAGUCUUGAUAUUUCAGAUUCAAUGGAGAGACUAUUGGAUUGCUGAGAGUUGUGUGAUGUGAUUUUGAAGAAAUAGGUUCAAUUUACAUCAAUACAUGUGUUGGGGAGGAGUUGAAGCAUGAGAGCAGGGAUCCGAUGUUUUUUUUAUGCUUUCUGCUUUGGUCUUCAUCAGCUUCUCCCCUCAAAACAAGUAGGAAAAAAACAUGCCGAGUUCAUUAGUUAGAAUAGUUACCUGAUUGAUUUGUUAUUACUAGCUGCAUGUGUCUUAUUCUGGUUUCAAGCAUAGGCAGUGUUCAUUAAGGAGGACGAGUUUUGUGUUCGGUUGAUGAUGAUCCUAGAUUUGGUGCUUGUAUUACUAUAAGGGAUUUAAGGAUUGUGAAUUUUUAUUUAUUUAUUUUUGAAAUAGCAAGGAUUGUGAACUUAUUUUCA